Paramormyrops kingsleyae is the source of this 921-nucleotide messenger RNA. RefSeq names its product olfactory receptor 1D2-like. Lineage: Eukaryota; Metazoa; Chordata; Actinopteri; Osteoglossiformes; Mormyridae. The record is from RefSeq and is a predicted model, not a curated record. Gene Ontology annotation, biological process: detection of chemical stimulus involved in sensory perception of smell; G protein-coupled receptor signaling pathway. Gene Ontology annotation, cellular component: membrane. Gene Ontology annotation, molecular function: G protein-coupled receptor activity; odorant binding; olfactory receptor activity.
AUGGACACAUCACCAGCAGCUGCAUUCAGUCUUUCAGGACUAAAUGAAUCCAAAGAAAACAAAAAUGUAAUAUUUGCCUUUUCUAUUCAAGGUUAUAUUUUCACUCUCUUCCUAAAUUUGACUAUAAUUACAACAAUCUCACUAGAGAAGGACCUACAUCAGCCGAUGUACAUUUUCCUCUGUAACUUGUGUAUAAAUGGAUUGUACGGCACUCUGGGAUUCUACCCUAAAUUUCUGUACGAUUUACUCUCAGACUCCCAAAACUUUUCAUACAUAGGCUGUUUGCUUCAGAAUUUUGUUAUCCUCUCAUAUGCUUUGUGUGAAUUUACCAAUUUAACAGUAAUGGCAUUUGACAGGUACGUGGCAAUAUGCAGACCUUUACAUUACCAUACGAUUAUGACACCCGUCACUGCAGGCAAACUACUUGUUUUCAUUUGGAUGGUUCCGUGCUGUUCUGUUGUGUGUUCCAUUCUGCUGAUCGUUAGAUUACCCUUUUGUGGUAUUCAUAUCAAUGCUGUGUACUGUAAGUUUGUAAUUUGCAGUGGCGAUUUUAUAUUCUUUGCAUACAGUGUAGCAGUAACAUUCAUAUAUUUAGCAAUGGUGAUGUUUGUCAUCUACUCUUAUGUUAAAAUACUGUCUGCCUGCAGCAAAUCGAAACAAAGCCAGUCUAAAUUCAUGCAAACCUGUCUUCCUCAUCUAAUUAGCUACAUAAACUACAUUGUCGUCACAUUGUUUGAAGCGUUUAGCACUUACUUUAGUAGAAGGGACAUUCCCGAGUGGUUUAAGAUCCUUAUGUCUGUGGCUUUUUUAAUCACUCCCCCUGUUCUCAAUCCCAUUAUUUAUGGAAUGAACCUUAGACCAAUCAGGACAAGGAUAAAAAAAAAUGUUCUCACAGAGCUCCUCAGCCAGCUGGGCCUCUAA